AUGAAAAGAUUGAACAACUCUUUGCGUGUGGUGAAUAAUUAUUGUCUUGCUCAUUCUUCAUUAAAGUCUUCGAGUCAACAACAAUUUUAUCAAGGAGCCAUUGCUUGUUUAUGCACCACCAACAACAAUAUUUCCAUCAGACAAGGAACAACAACAUUAUCCAUCAAUUCCCUUUUAAAUUCUCAUCAAACAUUUAAUUUCCACACUAGAAAUAUAAAUCUUUCCGAACACAAAUCAUCCACUACAACUGUUCAAUCAAAUAAUACUAUUCAACAUGUUUCCGACUAUAUGAAACGAAAAUUGACAUCAUGUGUAAAACCAGAUUAUAUUCCACAAAUUGAUGAAGCUGUCAAACAUUUCGAAAAACUAGAUUUUUCAUCAUCACUUAAAUCCUUACAACAAUUGAACGAAUCAGUUUUCAAUGAGGAAAAGAACUUUUUCACUGAAGCAAUGCAAAAUAUUAGAAUGAUUUAUCAAUAUGUUAAUUUUAUGGAACAAACUUAUUCUCAAGUUGAUGGUGUCCAUCAAAUUCCACUCUUUUCUUCUAUAUUAACAGAGGAUGCUGUUAACAAUGACUAUGUCAAGUAUGAAGAGGCCACAAAAGAACUCGAAAAUUUAAUCAAAUCAUCUCCACAAAAUACUGCUGAAAUGGUCACAACAAGAAGAAAACUUGCCUGGAUUAAAUUCCAUCAAAACUAUCUCUUGAAUGGUAUUAAUGAUUUGAAGGAAGCUCUCUCAAUUGCUAGAAAUAUUCAUGGUAAGACAUCUGUUGAGGCAUGUUAUUGCUAUGCAGAUUUGGCAACUUUCUAUGUGUGUAGUGACAAUGUUUCAGCUGCUGAAAAGUGUGCCAAGAUUGUCAUUUCAUUACUUUCAAACAAGCAUGAUAAGACUCCAUAUAUGGAAGAAAAGAUUGCCAUGUCCAUGUGUGCUCUCUCAGAAUCUCUCAGAGAAACCAAUCAAGAAGAAUCUAUCAAGAUUAACACAAGUGCUAUCAAAAUCAUUGAAAAAAUCUAUGGUAGAAGAAAUAAGAAAUGGAUUGAUUGUAUCUAUACUUUGAUUACUAAUUAUGAUUCCAUUGCAGCAGACAUGAAAGAUAAGAAUUCUAAUAAUAAUGAAUUUAUUCAAAAAGGAAAUACUCUAUUCCAAUUAGUUGGUGACUUGUUGGAUAAGAAUGCCUUUACAAAUACCCUCCUUCUUCCACUCAGACAAAGUACUGUCGAUGAAGACAGCUAUGAGGACGAUUUAUUAUUGAAAAUGUACAGAAGAAGAAAGUAUCCACUCCCUCUUGCAACUCAUGCCCUUUUUGGAGCUGCUAGAGUUGUUCUCAGUGGAGAGGAACCAGAAAAAUCAAUUGACCUCUAUGAAAAGGCUCUCUUCUAUCUCUCAAAGGAAUAUGCUGAAGAUGAAUUUUUAAUUGAAAAGGAAUUUGCAUGCUCACAACUUGCCUGUAUUUAUGCCUUAAUGAAUAAGAAUGAAAAAGGUGAAGCUCUCUUGACUGCCUGUAUUGGCAGAAUUGGAAAGGCUUUGGGUACUGACAAUAGAUUCUAUCAAGAUAUUGCCAGUUAUGAAGCUCUUAUGGGAGUAAAUCCAAAUAAUGUUGGUGAAGGAUUGGGUAUUCCAGGAUUGGAUGCUCUCAUGGGUCAAAAUGGAGGUAAAUCAACAGACGAUAUAAGGAAAGAAUUGGAAAAGUUUGGAUUUGAUGUAGAUAGUCUCACCUCAAUGAUGGAACAAACUUUAAAGAGUGGCGGUGGAAAGAAUAUGAAUGAAAAGGAUAUGUUUGCUGCUUUGGCCAGUCAAAUGGCUCAACAAGCAAAGGCUGCACAAUCUAAACCUCCUCAAUCAAAGGCUUCUCCUCAACCAACAACUCCAAAACCAUCCACAACUAGUCAAUCUAAACCAACUCCAAAAAAGUCAAAUAAAAAAUAA
This is a messenger RNA of Naegleria gruberi, 1926 nucleotides long. RefSeq lists its product as uncharacterized. The coding region runs from base 1 to 1926 and encodes 641 amino acids. The record is from RefSeq and is a predicted model, not a curated record. Gene Ontology annotation, molecular function: protein binding. The transcript has a single exon. NCBI's taxonomy places the organism in Eukaryota, Heterolobosea, Eutetramitea, Acrasida, Naegleriidae.